Molecule: messenger RNA, 6275 nt
Organism: Hemicordylus capensis (graceful crag lizard)
Lineage: Eukaryota; Metazoa; Chordata; Lepidosauria; Squamata; Cordylidae
Gene: BAHD1
Product: bromo adjacent homology domain containing 1
Exons: 7
Coding region: 378-2912 (844 amino acids)
Molecular function (GO): chromatin binding
Source: RefSeq, a predicted model, not a curated record
GGGCCGGGGAGAGAGCAGCCGCGCCGCAGUCCUGAGCAGCCGCGUGUCUCCCGGGGCGCCCGAGUGCCCCAUCUCGCCGCCUUCCUUUUGGGGAUCGGCUGCCCAUCUCUCCUCGUGUCACGGCGGGUGGGUGGCUCGGCUGGCUGGCUGUGGUUCUAGCCGCCGCUGCUGCUGCUACUUGACUCCCUCCCUUUCCUCGGGGGGUUGUGCCGCCGGGGGCCUCUCUUGCCGCUCGGUGGUGGGGCUGGUGGCGGCGAUCGUCUUUUCUCGAAGGGCACCGUGGCCUGGGUUGGUCCUCCGUCAGCGCUGAAGGGCACUCGGGGCUGCUCGCAUCACCCGGCGGCCGUCUGAGAGCAGGGAGGAGGAAAUGGCCCCCGAUGGCAGGGGUGGACAUUGAUCCUAUGACGCAUGCCCGGAAGAAACAGCUCCUACUUCUGAAACACUCAGCUGGUUCUGCUGGCCAAGCUUUGUCACCGAUUCACGGUGAGAGAAUGGAUAGGACUGAGGCGGAGGAUAGCGAGCAAGGAAAUGGCACUGAGGGGCGAAACUGCCAAACUGGAUUUGCAGGCGUGAAUAAAAGCAGGAACUUGCAGGAACUCAGAAAGACGUACCCACUGAGGAAACGUCUCAAUUCAUCCGUGGAUAAAAAAACAUGCUCCGUGCUCCUCACUAGACUGGAGGAUGUCGCCGGAUCACUGUCAGAGGAGACUCAGAGUGGGGUGAAAAGAAGCCUCUCCAGUUGUAUGGACAAUUUCAGGCCUGCCUGCUUCCCAGAACAAGUUCAGGUGGUGGCAGCAGGGACAAGGGAUUCUUCUGUGGGGAAAUGCACAAUCUCUUGUCCAGGAACUGAGCAGGAGGGACAUGAUGCCUGUCUCUCAACACCCAGGAAACGAAGGCUAGCCUCCCUGAAUGCAGAGGCAGUGAAUAACCUGCUUUUUGAACGGGAUGAUGGCUUAUUGUCUGGCAGGCGGUUUCGGAAAGAUUCCCCCAAAGUCGGUGGAGUUUGUUGCACUAAAAGCAUAUGUUGCAAAACUCAGGGCACUUGGCCCUUGCUGGAAAAGCCAAGCUCUAAAACAGUGAAGGGAAAGAACCAAAACAGAUCAAGUCAGAAGUGUGCUCCUUAUGACCUGUCGUUAGAUGAUGUCUUUGAAGGGAAAAGGCGGGAGGACAGUGGGAAUUCCUACCAUCCAGUUCCAAAGAGAUUGGCCAGUCUCAAUGCCGUCGCAUUUCUGAAACUGACCCAUGAGAAAGACCAACCGCUGAAGCUGAGGAGUAAAUCGACUGGAGAAAGCAAGUCUGAAAACCACUGUUCCAAAUCGAAGCUCAAGUGGGCCAAAGCGAACAGGAAAAACUGUGUGAAAUCCAAAAAGGAAACUUCCACUAUAAAAACAGAGGGUCAGCAUGGCUGGCAAGGAGUGACCGAGGGUGCGUUCAGCAAAACAGCCCAUCAGGAUUCUCCUAGAACCUAUGGGAAAACUGAAUCUAUCAAUUAUGAACCGCUGUCUAACUCUUGUGAAGGCACAGAGAGUUUCUACCACAGACUGCCUUUGCUUAUGGGUGGACAAGCUUCCAUGAAGCCUGAAUAUGGAAGACCUGGAGAGAAAUCGCCUACCCCCAAGCAGGAAUUUCAUCAGCCUUCUUUCCCAGUACCUCAGUUCCAUCCUUUGCCAGUGCCGGGAAAUCACGCAGAUUGUGGCUGUCUCUAUGAAUCAUCGGACUUGACUCCAUUGAAUAGGUUUUAUGUUUAUUAUGGCCAAAGUGGAUACAGUAGUUACACUCACUGCUCAGUUUACUCAAAGGAUGAGCUAUCGCAGGCAACGGGUUGUGAGGGGCUUUUGCUGUCUCCGGGUUCUUUACCAUCAGAUCCCUCAUUUCAGCCGUUUCAUUGGUGUAACUCUCCGUACUGUUGCGGGGAAGGAACAGCGAUUAACAGUUACAGCCUCUGUGGAGUUAUGCAUGUACCAGAAAGCAGAAUUGGUAGUGUGCAUACAGGACGGAACAGCUACCCUUAUAAGAUGCCUUUUGCAGCAGACAGCUGCAAAUCUCUGGACCAGCUGAGCCUCACAAUCCCUGUGGCAGGGCACCCUGCUUCACCUGCCCACCCACUCUCAGGAUGUCCGGUACCCAGCGUGCCACCAGCUGCAGAACCUGUUCCUCAUCUGCAGACGCCCAACUCGGAGCCCCAGACUCUGGCCCGCGAAUGCCCACAGAGCUCCAAGCCCCCCAGUGGCUCUAAAUCUGGCCUCCGUAAUACUACCAGCUGUUUACAUGUGUCGGACAGCAAAACAGUCGGGAGCCACUCUCAUCCAAAGCAGCAGCGCAUCAACCGGAGGAGAGCCACAAAUGGCUGGAUACCGAUUGGAGCAGCCUCUGAGAAGGCUGUCUACGUUGUGAAUGAACCAGAGCCAGCUGUUCGGAAGAGUUACCAGGCUGUGGAGAGAGAUGGAGAAAUCAUCCGGGUCCGAGACACAGUCCUCCUGAAAUCAGGGCCGCGAAAGAAGUCGAUGCCUUAUGUGGCAAAGAUAUCUGCUUUAUGGGAAGACCCCAAAACAGGGGAGCUGAUGAUGAGCCUCCUGUGGUAUUACAGACCGGAGCACACUCAGGGAGGCCGCAAUCCUAGCAUGCAUCAGAACGAAAUCUUUGCAUCCCGACAUCAGGAUGAAAACAGUGUUGCCUGCAUUGAGGAGAAGUGCUAUGUUCUGACCUUUGCAGAGUACUGCAGAUUUUGUGCCUUGGCAAAGCGUCGAGUUGAGGGGAUCCCAGGCAAGAAAACAGUGAUGGUUCCUCCAUCGGAAGAGUAUUCCACCCCGGCACAUCGCAAGGUGCCGGAGGACACUGAUCCUGAGUUGGUUUUCCUCUGCCGCCACGUCUACGACUUCAGACAUGGCCGCAUCUUGAAGAAUCCACAAUAAUGGAGCUCUGCGGCUGUGGGGUUAACAAGUGUCGACGGAGAGCCAAGGGCAGGCUGACCUCAUUGUCUGUGUGUGCUCCUCCUCCUCCUCCUCCUCCUUCCGGAGCACUGCCCACUGGCACAGAACAGAAUGCCUAAGUGUGCGCUCUUCUGCAUUUGGGAGCAGUUUUCCUGUUAAGGCAGAUGUUCAAAGCACAGCACUUCAUAUAAAGAACAUAAAUUGAAAUAUAUAUCUAUAGAGAAAUGUGUGUGAGUGUAUAUAGAUAUAGGUACUUGCUUCUGUAAAUCUAUAUCUAUAUGUACAAUGAGCUUCAUAUAUUGGGGUGGGGGUGGGAGGGAGAAGGGAGGAUGGUCCAGGAGAUAAAAGCCAGUAAACUAAAUCCAGAGCCAAUCUUGUGGGGAUGGUUAGAACAUACAGAACGGAAACGUCAGUGCAGGGAUUAAUCAAGCUUUGAUAGGUCCCUGGUCUUGUGUCCUAAUAUGAAGAGGAAGGACAGAGACCCUUUUGGCUGGUUUAAUACUUGAGGUUGGAGAGGAGCAUCUUUCUCCUGGAGACAUUAAUGUAGUGCGUGAGUAUCCUUCUCACAUGCUGAAUAUGGUUUUUUUGCAAGGGGAGUGGGACCAUACUCAAGAUAGGGUUGUUUGUGUUUUUUUGUUCUCUCCCCCCCGCCCCCCUGGUUGUCUAGUCAGGUUAGGGCUUUCCCGGGUGGCUCUGAACUUCCUUCAUCUCCAAAGCAGGACAUGAGAAAGAUAUAAUAGGAUUACCUCACACCAUUGUGAAAAGCUGCAUAUCUUUCUAAGGUUGUGGUCUGGGGCCACUUGCUCAGAUGUAAGUUCCGUUGACAUCGGUGGGACCCACUUCCAAGUAAAUGCGAUUAAGAUCAGGAUGUAAGAAAACAGAGCCCAACCUUAAGUAUUGUUCCUGUCUGGGUGUGAGGAGGCACCUUUACUGCUGAAAAGCCCCCCAGAGUGUGAGGUUUAGGUGACAGCUGCUACAAGACUGAUCUCUUUUCUCUCCAGAAGUCUUGAAAGGCAUUCUUCCUGUUUGUAGGAAUAGUUUAUAUUCUUUUCCAUUCCCAUUCAAUUUUCUUUGCUCUCAUUUUACAGACCUUGUAGAACUUGGAUUUGCACACUCAAGUGUAUUUGGGAGGGCUAGAAGCAGGGUUUAGAAAUGACAGUGUAUUGCUUGGGCUGUAACCUUCAAAACAGGCAUCUUAACCUGACCAGCUUAGCCUGGCAUGCUUUUGCCUGUCUACCUCUCUUCUCUCCCAACCCCGCAAAAUCUCAAACACUGACAUCAGAGAAUGCCCACCUAGGCAAGACUCUUUGGCUCCCAAAAGGAACUGACCAAUGAGAGAUCUGCAUUAUUGAAAAACUGCUACCUGAUUCCUACGGAUACUUCUGCCUCUUGCCUUACAUGUAUAGCUCUUAGAAGUACUAUAGUUUAGCUUUAACAUAAAGCUAUUUCAGUUAAUUCUAAAGCAAACCAAAGGACAGCAUAAGAAGAGUCCACUGAAUCAGUCACACAAAGCUGGGAUUCCAUUUGUAGAUUGCACUAAUUCUAAAGAAUGAGAAUCAACACUGUAUCAGUCCACGUACCUGCUGACGGCUGGAGUCGCUCACCUGAAUUAGGGACCUGUGUUUUGGGGGGGUUCUGAACUAGUGUUAAAUGAUAUAGAAGUGUUCCUACGGCUUUAAUGUUGUCGUCUUUUUCAAGUAGAAGUAGCACUACCUGUACUUACCCAUGGGCUGGAAUCAAGAGUAUUGCCACCUGAGCUCCAUGCCUGCUGGCGUGGAGAAAGUAGCCCUACCAUGUUCAGUUCCCUGUGCAUUGACACAAGCGGUAUCUACAGAUUUGCUCUAUGUACCAAAGAAGGGAAAGUGAUGGAGUUGGGAAGGUCAAAGCCAGUAGUAGUGAUCAUGGUGGCCAACCUGGUCACAAAGGGAUGGUUUCUACUGUGUUCUUGUGGAAAGUGACUUCUUCCUGCUACUAGGAGAAACCUCCCGCCCUACGUCUGAGCAAGAAUCCAUUGUUUAUCCAAGUUUGCUAGUGCCAAAGUGAUGGAUUUAUUUUUCGUAACCAUUGCUUGGGCAUGUAGAGGAGGAUCUUGGAGUAAUUAGUGCUACAAAGCACAUCUUGUGACAGCACAGGAAUGGAACAGGAACUUCCCUAAGACUCUUCACUCAAGCCAGUGAGAGCAUUGCUGAGGAAAGGUUCUGGUCUGAUACAAGGAAGGGUAGAACUGGCAUCACUCUUGUGGUCUUAGUGGUAAGCAGGAGUGAUUUGGGAGCAAUAUUGUAGGUUCUGUAGCUGCUGCCUGUUCUUCCAUUUGCCUGGUUGAGGAGGGAAUUGGGGUGGGGUGGGGUGGGGGGAGAGAGAGGAGCAACUGGAAUAGGGAAUGUUCCCAUAAUGAUAUGGGUAGGAAUGUGUGUGUGAGAGGAGUUGGAUAGUCUGAUCUGUGCAGCAUCAGAUUUGGGAUUCCUUUUUGCUGUGAUACGGGGUGGGUGGGAGAGAUGGAGCCAUGUUGCUAGAUAUCCUCUCUUGCAAAAGGAGUGGUGUUCGUGGUGUAGUGAUGGGAAUCCUCAAAACAUUUCAGACUUGAGUUCAGGGUGCUGCUGCCCUCUUGAAGUUCUGAAACGUAGCUCCAGAAACCAGAGUAACUUCCUAAAAACCUGAUUUCUGCUGCUUCCUCCUCCACCUUUGUCCCAACUCCUCUCCAGGCAGGAAAAAAAUAGCCCAAAAGAAAAAUUGCCCAGGUUCUGGGGUAGGUGAGGUGCCCCGUUUCUGGAGAGGAGAAACCCCUCCCCUCCCCUGCUUCUGAUAUUGUCAGAAUCUACUUCAGGCCAAGAAUAUUGUUUGAAGCAGGUGUUUUCAAACUUGAUAUCCCAGAUGUUAUUGGACUACAACUCCUAUUAUCCCCAGCCAUGGUAGCCUUUUGGCCAUUGUGGCUGGGGAUUAUGGGAGUUGUGGUCCCAACAUCAUCUGGAGACCCAAGUUUGAGAACCCCUGGUUUAAAGACUUGUGUGGUUUUAUGCUGUUUUGCAGACAGCAUGUAAAUGAUUUGAAAUGUCUUAUCUGAAAUGAAAAUAUUUCAUGCUUUUUUAAUCUAUUAGAUAUGGAAAUAUUUUUGAAACUGAAAAUGCAGUCAGUAGAAUUUAAAUUGAAAUGUAAUACAUGUAAAAUAUAUUUUAGUUGAUAAUUUUGUAAAAUGCACUUUUUUGUGUCUCUUCCCUUGUUUCCCAGAUCUGUAUUUCAGUGUUUACAGAUGGAAUGAGAACAUUCCCUAUACCCACCUUCUGUGAAAAAGAUAUAUUAGAAGUAAUUCUUAAAAAUAAAUUUGAAAAAUUGUAUUGAUUUAGAAAA